Parnassius mnemosyne (clouded apollo) is the source of this 2292-nucleotide messenger RNA. The record is from the annotation of a GenBank genome assembly. NCBI's taxonomy places the organism in Eukaryota, Metazoa, Arthropoda, Insecta, Lepidoptera, Papilionidae.
AUGGAGUGCGCGAGGACGGCGUGGUGCGCGACGCUGGCGCUAGCGGUGCUGGCGGCCGCCGGCCCGCGCUACAGCUCGCGCAUCGUGCACACGAACACAGGAGCAAUCAGAGGCAUCAUAGUGGAGCCGGCGUCAAGGCGACUGGAACCAGUGGAAGUGUUUCGAGGAGUGCCUUACGCAGCGCGAGCGGAGAGGCUCGGUCCACCACUUCCUCCACAGAACUGGUCGGGCACGCGAUUGGCAGAUGCUUUCGCGCCAGUCUGCCCGCAACGUUACCCAGAUAUAUCGAACAAGACUGCAGCUUUGAUGAAGAUGCCACUCGGUUUGUACAACGAACUGAAAGCCACAGUCCCGCUUCUGGCCAACCAAAGCGAAGACUGUCUGUACCUCAACAUCUUUGUGCCCGGUAGCGGCGCGCGCGGCGUGGAGGCGCCGUACGCGGUGGUGGUGUGGGCGGGCGCGGCGGCGCGCGGCUGGGGCUCGGGCAACGCGCUGGACGGCGCCGUGCUGGCUGCGCGCGCGCACCUGCUCGUCGUCACGCUCAACUAUAGGCUAGGAUUGUUAGGUUACUUAACGAGCGGGGGUGGGGACGAGGCCUCUUUGGCUGGCGGUGCAGCUGUGCUUGACGUGGCGGCCGCGCUGCGCUGGGUGCAGCGCAACGUGGCAGCGUUCGGCGGCGACCCGCGCCGCGUCACGCUGGCGGGGCACGCGCACGCCGCCGCGCUCGCCAACACGCUGCUCAUGCUGCCCGCCGCCAAGGGUCUGAUGUCUCGCGUUUUGCUACUAAGCGGGUCAGCGUUGAGCUCAGAUUCGUUAGCUCCAGACCCAACUUUAACCAGGGAACACGUGGCGCAAGCAUUACGAUGUACUCGAGACACCGGCUCUGUAGAGGAACACUGGUUAGUAUCCUGCAUACGUGCUCGCCCCCUUGCAGCCCUAUUAGCAGUGGAAGCUCCCCGUGCGAGGUUUCUUGCCGGGUGGGCGCCAUCAGUGCCUGCAUCAGAAGACCCUUCACAACCACAAACUCCAACCAGAGCACUGCACGCCAGUGAGGCGUUCCUCGAGUGUGCUCUAGCAGUUGUAGUUUCAACGACAGAAAGCUAUCAGUUUUUUAGUGAGGACGAUAUACGGCAUGGCUUCGAAGAAGAACAUAGGAAUCGAAUCCUUCGUACGUAUGUGCGAAAUGUAUAUAGAUAUCAUCGCAAUGAAAUAUUCGCGGCGAUUCGCAACGAAUAUACUGACUGGGAGAAACCAAUUCAACAUCCAAUAAAUAUUCGUGAUUCCACUUUAGAAUCUCUUAGUGAUGCUGCGGUAGCUGCACCGGCUUUACGUGUGGCACAACUACAUGCUAAACGAGGAGCUAAGACUUUCUUUGCUCACUUUGCACAUCAAAGCAGGGACGCAGACUACCCUCAGCGUUUAGGAAGUGUUUCGAGUGAGACUUUGCCCUACUUUUUGGGCUUACCUCUUGUUGGUGGCAUGCCUUUCGCACCACGAAAUUACUCACGGAAUGACGUAGCUGUUGCCGAAGCUACGGUAGCGUUGCUUGCAGCGUUCGCAAAAACUGGAGAACCCACUCCUAUACAAGACGAACAUCAUCGGGAUAAUUUUGUCGCGUGGCCACGAUACGAAAUGAAUACACAACAAUAUUUAAGUAUAGGAACUAAAUUAAGAGUGAAGAGUCAUUAUCGGGGUCACAAAAUGGCCUUAUGGCUGCACCUAAUACCUCAACUCCAUCGACCAGGAGCUGCGCCAAGGCAUCACCAGUUUCGCUCCGCUCACCCAGAUAUGUUUGCUGGUGAAAUAUUCCCGGAGAUGUACAGCACUGCGGGCGCGUUGGACGAGGAGGAGGAGAGCGCGGAGGCGGAGGAGGUGUCGGCGGCGGAGUGCGAGCCGUCGCCGUCCGCGCGCCCCGCGCUCGCCGCGCCGCCCGCGUCGCCCGCGCCGCCCAGCGACGCGCCCUUCAACGUCGACUCGCAAUACUACAGCUAUACAGUAGCGCUGGGUGUCACCGUGGGAGCUGGUUGCUUCCUUCUCGCUUUGAAUGUCUUAGUCUUCGCCGGAAUUUACUUGCAGAGGGGACGGCGUAGAGCUUCACAUCGUCGCCCUAGAAGAGAAGGUAGCUGCAGCAGUCGAAAUGGGACGGGGUCAUUAAACAGUGAUCCUCUUCCUCUAACUUCACCACGCAAGAGCACUCUCAAGCGCAGCAGCGAGUCGGAAUUAAAAGAGAGGCCGGGCAACGCCGCGGCGCCUCCCAAAAAACGCGUCCAAAUCCAAGAGAUCUCAGUGUAG